UCAAAGGUUGUACACUCAUACCAAAAAGCUGAGUCCGAUUUCUACUGAUUUCUCUGGCAUUUAUACAUGCAAUGGGUCGUCAUCAUUUCACAGCGUACAUGUGCUGUUUAAAGCUGCUGAAUGUGAAGCCCCUGCGGCUCCAGAGCACGGGAGGUUACUAGAUGGUUACAGACAGCAGGCUAGAGAUAUCUUUCCAUCUGGAACUUCGGUUUCAUUCGAAUGUGAAGAUGAUUACAGCUUGGUGGGAUCCAGGAGAAUCACAUGUGAAAAGGGUCAAUGGUCGGAUGAUCCACCCGUAUGUAGAGUGAGCAGAUGCCCGGAGCUUAUCAGGCCAGACCAUGCAGUCAUGGAGGGUGUUUAUGGUUACGGGAGGGAAAUUGGAGAUGAGAGGCUCUUCUACUGUAGAGGGGGUUACGUUCUACGAGGUGACACCAACAACCUGCGAUGCUUGGAGAGUGGGAAGUGGUCGGAUCCCUUACCCACUUGUGAAGCUGUUGUUCAUCACGUGUCUUCCUGUGCGAACGUGAGCUGUGAAUCAUGGCAGCGAUGUGAAGCCACGGGACCAAACACUACAGUCUGUGGCUGUAUCAAUCCAGCAUCAUGCCUGACAUCAGGGCCGACUGUCUGCGGAACAAACGGGGACUAUUACAGAAGUGAAUGCCAUCUCAAGGCCCAUGCCUGCUUACAGGACCUCCAGCUAGAUAUUGCAGAGAACGACCAUGGAUGCAUUAAUGGGGUUCCUGAUGAGGGCUUGGCGAUACAACCUACUGCUGAUGACAGUCCGGUAGUCUUCUCAUCCUUCUCCUCGUUUGAUUAAUAUGUGACUCCCCUCGGUGCUCUGAGCGUUCCUACUGGUAAGCUCUAGGGCGUAGUAAGAGGGAUAAUAAGCAGCGGAGAGCGAUUAUUUCGACUACUUCUCUUUUCUCGUGCCAUGGAUGAUCCAGCUGUCUUGAUCGUGGAUGGAAGCAUCGGAGACACAAAGAAUUCACCACCUCCUCCUAUAUACAACCCGUAAUCAUACAGGAAAAGACAAUGUAACACAGUAAGUGGGGGCGAUUUCUGUUCAUGAUCGGGGGACGAAA
Molecule: messenger RNA, 1082 nt
Organism: Strongylocentrotus purpuratus (purple sea urchin)
Lineage: Eukaryota; Metazoa; Echinodermata; Echinoidea; Camarodonta; Strongylocentrotidae
Product: SPARC-like protein 1
Exons: 5
Coding region: 347-817 (156 amino acids)
Biological process (GO): anatomical structure development
Molecular function (GO): calcium ion binding; collagen binding; protein binding
Source: RefSeq, a predicted model, not a curated record